GCCCAGCGCAUGCUCAGUAGCGCAAAGGCUGCUGGUACUCGGCUGUCAUGGCUCCGAACGUAAACAGACAGUUGUGAAUAACGACACAUGCUGUUGUAGUAUUCAGCCAAAUUAACUGCAGCUGCAUUUUAUCUGUAUUUAUCAGCCGGAGAAACAACUGCCAGGGAAUAACAUGUCCGGAGGAAACAAAGCCAUUGAGUUACAGCUUCAGAUGCGGCAGAAUGCGGAGGAUUUGCAGCGCUUCAUGACGGAGCUGGGAAGCUGGGAGGAAGACAUAAAGAAGAAGGACGAGGAGCUGAGGACGGGAGGACUUCCGGAGGCCCAGAAGAAACUCCCACCUGUGCGCAACAAAGACUACAAAACAAAGAUGAGGGAGAGGAGGAGGAAGAAGAAGAAGGAGCCAACAGGCAAUGGUGACGCAAAGGCUCAGGAGCCCGGUGAAGCCUCGAGGAUAAAAGCAUACGACUAUAGAUCAUGGGACAAGUUUGACGUGGACAAAGCUUUGACAGAGAUGGAUAAGGAGGAAAGUCCUGCAGAGUCCAAUGAGUCCGACUCUGAGGAAGCUACAGCUGAUCAGGAAAAAGCGCUGGCUGAGAAAGAGAGGGGUAACGCGUUUUUCAAAGAUGGGAAGUACGACGAGGCUAUUGAGUGUUACACCAGAGGGAUGUGUGCAGAUCCUUACAACCCUGUGCUUCCCACAAACCGAGCCACCUCCUUCUUCAGACUCAAAAAGUAUGCUGUGGCAGAGUCCGACUGCAACUUGGCCAUAGCUCUAGACAGCAACUACUUCAAAGCGUACGCGCGAAGAGGAGCAGCACGGUUCGCUCUGAAGAAAUAUGAAUCUGCAUUGGAAGAUUAUGAGAUGGUUCUCAAGCUUGACCCCGGGAACGCAGAAGCACAGAAUGAAGUCAAAAAAAUCAAAGAGACUCUCGGAGAUCAGGCACCAGCCGUCCCGAGUGAAGCCGCACAGCCACAGGAGAGUCCCACGGCGGACCCCGAGCGCCAGAGCCUGAUGGAGGAACAGCAGAGACGACAGGAGGCGGCUUUACAAAAAGACAGAGGGAAUGCUUAUUUCAAAGAGGGCAAGUAUGAAGCAGCUGUUGAGUGCUACAGCAGAGGCAUGGAGGCAGACAGCAUGAACGUCCUACUGCCCGCCAACAGAGCCAUGGCCUUCAUCAAGCUGGAGAAGUAUAAGGAGGCAGAGGAGGACUGCGCCAAAGCCAUUUCUCUGGACAGUACUUACUCCAAGGCUUUCCACCGCCGUGCCACCGCCAGAGUGGCUUUAGGGAAACUGGAGGAGGCCAAACUAGAUUUUCAGGAGGUGUUGAAACUGGAACCAGGGAACAAGCAGGCCCUGAAUGAGCUCCAGAAACUCCAGAUUGACGUGGCUUCCAGCGGCCUUCUCCAAACCCCCGACGGCACACAGAGGAGAACAGUUCAGCCGAUAGACAAACCAACACAUCUGCGGUCAACUAAACCUCUGAGGAGGAUCGACAUUGAGGAAGUGAGUGGAAAGGUGACCGUGUCCAAGACGGAGUCGGGCGGGUCCAAGUCCCUCAUCCAGGAAGUGACGAGGGAGGCCGGGGACCAAUCCUCUCCGCUGUCGACUUCGCCCAGCGCCAAGAUGAUCAAGAUGGAGGAGCAAGCAGAAGUCCCCUCACACUCGUCUGAGCAAGUCCCUGCUAGCAGACAGCCGGAACAAGCCGAGCAGGGGGAAAUGGUUCCUCCUGCUGCUGGAGCAUCAGUCAGCCCCUCCUCCACAGUAGAUGAGCUGCCUUCUCCACCCACCAACAGCUUCAAGCUGGAGGCCGACUUCCGCACCAUCGGGAACCAGCCUGAGGUGAUCUACAGAUAUCUGAGGCAAAUCAAGCCCGAGGCGUACGCAACCAUUUUCCACAGCUCCCUGGAGUCUCACGUUCUCAAUCAGAUCCUGAGGACGCUGCAUGGUUUCUAUAUCAAGAAUGAAGCCCCGGCCGUCACGCUGGAGAUCCUCAGGCGUCUGGCGAGCGUGAAGCGCUUCGACAUGGCCGUCCUGUUCCUGACCUCCCCGGAGAAGAAAGUGCUUAAAGAACUGUUUGACUUCCUCCACCAAGCAGAGCUGGAGGGAUCAUCUGUCACAGCUUUACAGAAGAAGUACGGUGUGUGACGCUGCUGAUUCUAUAGACUUUUUAGUUUCAUCACACAGUGCUACAUUAUUUUCCAAACCUAUAAUCUAAUACUGAAUAAAUGUCCAUUCACUACACUUGUGCUAUGGCUCUGUGGAAA
Molecule: messenger RNA, 2265 nt
Organism: Perca flavescens (yellow perch)
Lineage: Eukaryota; Metazoa; Chordata; Actinopteri; Perciformes; Percidae
Gene: rpap3
Product: RNA polymerase II associated protein 3
Exons: 17
Coding region: 173-2146 (657 amino acids)
Cellular component (GO): protein folding chaperone complex
Molecular function (GO): protein binding
Source: RefSeq, a predicted model, not a curated record